This is a messenger RNA of Catharus ustulatus (Swainson's thrush), 2591 nucleotides long. RefSeq names its product myeloid leukemia factor 1 (gene MLF1). The coding region runs from base 57 to 959 and encodes 300 amino acids. The transcript has 8 exons. Gene Ontology annotation, biological process: regulation of DNA-templated transcription. Gene Ontology annotation, cellular component: nucleus; cytoplasm. The record is from RefSeq and is a predicted model, not a curated record. Lineage: Eukaryota; Metazoa; Chordata; Aves; Passeriformes; Turdidae.
GCGGUGAGGAGGGGCCGCGCGGGGCCGGGGGCGCGCAGAGCGCAGCAGCUGCCGCCAUGUUCGGGGGGUUCGGGAGAUGCUUUGAGGACGAUCCCUUCUUCAGGGAUCCCUUCGCUGCCCACCAUGAGCACAUGCGGCAGGUGAUGAGGAGCUUCUCCGAGCCCUUCGGGCGGGACCCGCUCCUGCGGCUGCCGGAGGGAGGGGCUGCGGCGGCGGGGAGAGCUCCGGAGGGCAGAGCCCAGGGGGGCAGAGCCCUGCCCGACUCACAGCUGGCCCUCAGGGGCUCUGCCAGGGCCUUUCCAGGCUUCUCCCUCAUGCCCUUUGCAGGUUUUGGGAGAGGGCAGGAUGCAGAUUUUGGGGAUCCAUUUUCUGCAAUGGACAGGAUGAUGUCGAACAUGAGGAACAGCAUGCUGGAAAUGCACAGAAAAUUUGAUGACCUGUCCCUCCAGCCCAGUGGGGGCCACAGCUUCAGCUCCUCCUCCAUGAUGACCUAUUCCAAAGUGGGGAAUGAACCCCCCAAAGUCUUCCAGGCCUCAGCCCAGACCUGCACAGCUCCAGGAGGGAUUAAAGAAACAAGAAAAGCCCUGAAGGAUUCUGAAAGUGGCGUGGAGAAAAUAGCCAUCGGUCACCACAUCCAGGACCGGGCUCAUGUGGUCAGGAAAUCCAGGAAUGCCAGGACUGGGGAUGAGGAAAUGAACCAAGAAUUCAUCAACCUGGAUGAAUCUGAGGCUGACACCUUUAAUGAGGAGUGGCAGAAGGAGAUCAUGAAGUUCAGGCCUUGCCGGAGCAGGGAAGCUGUGGAAAACCCAAGAUUUGGAAGCAUCCAUUACAACCCCAGGGAAAGUGCACCAAGAAGAGAGAAGCCACUUGGAGCUCCAGGAUCCAGAAUGCCCAGGGAUUCCCUGGAGACUCUGAAUGUCAAAGGAACACUUCUCCCCCUGAAGGGCUCCAGGAAAUAAAUGUCCCCCUUCCCUGGGCUGGAGAUUGCCUGGAGCAGGGAUGGUGCUCAGUGCUGUGUCCAUAACAAUACACCCGGAUUUGUGACCAAUCUCUGUUCUGUGUUGUGCCUUUGCUCCUCCUGCUGCUCCUUGUCCUUCAAACCUCAGCUCCCCCCUCCAUUCAACCCCAACAUCUUUCUGCCUAAAAGCACUUUAUGGAACAUCUCUGAUCCUGCUCAGACCAGCUUGGAUUUGCAGUUCUGUUCCAGCUGCACCAAUCUCAGCCUGGUGCUGCAGCUCCUCCUUCCCACUCUAAGUUGCACAAAAGUGAAUUUCCUUUCUUUUGGGUUGCUGAAAUGAUUACUGAUUUUCUAGAACUUAAAUACACUAUAAAGCACUAUUAUCUAUUUAGAAUUAUAAAUUGUUACAGAACCCCCACACUCACAUGAAGUGAGAGGAAAUGCUGAAAUAUGGCAACUUUAAAUUUAUCAGAGUUUUUAUGUUAAUAAGCUGAGUUUGCACCUCAUUUCCUGUGCCUGAACUGUCAACUUUGUAUUCCUGAUCCUUUGUUUGUUUUCUGUGGAGCUGGCCCAUCAUUUUCCAUUUUGAGGAUUGUCUGUAGUAUUUAAUUACUUUAAUUGUCCUGUAGUAAUAAGUGUCCUGAGAUCAGCUGCAGCUAGGAGUUACUCAUGGGAAAAAUUCAUGGGAGAAAUGAGUUUAACUGGAAUGAUUUCACCAUUUCUUGUGUUCUGAAGAGCCCUGGACACAGGAGCCCCUCUCCUUUCUGUGUUCUUUGUGUUUUACUGAGGGUAGAAUGACCCCAAAUGUACAUUUGAUAGGAGUUUAGAAGAGCAGCAAAAUCCUGGUGUUCAGUCCCUGGGCUGUUCUACCACACAGAACUAUCCCUGUGGUGUAGCAGAAUUUCUGUAAAUUAAAUAACAUUCAAUAAUAUAAAGUAAUUUAAUAGCAUUAAAGCACUACAGAAAUUCAAGGCUCCAUUAUAAUGUAGCCUUUAAAAGUACUGUUUGUAUGAUAAAAUAAGAUUUAGUCAGUUAAGAGUAAUAUUUGUUUGGCCAAAAAGCCUCUAAAUUGUAUUUAAUCUUCCUGCAGUUUCUCCAGAUUAUUUAAUUUUAAUUAAUGGAUGUUCAUUAAUGUGCAGACCCAACCAGCAGCACUUUUGUUGAGCUCUGAAAAGGGAAGGACAAUUAUUUGCUUGUAGUCUCUUCCUGAAUUAGAGAAGUAUCAGUGGCAAUAAUUGAUGUGAUCAAUAUUAAUGGCAAUAAUUGAACAAUUUAAUGAGCUUGGACACCCCUUAAAAUCAAAGCUCAACCCUGGGCUCAUCUUCCAUCCCCUGGAGCCAACGUGGAUUCUGCAGUUAAUUCAUUAGCUAAUCUCAGUAAUUAACAGCAGCAAUGUUUUCUGUGCUGGAAUUGGAGCAGGAAUCUUGGAGAGCUGCUGCUGUUAAAUGGAGAAUUCACCUGACAGCUCAGAUUUUUAUGUGAAAUAAAAAAAGAGUUUUGAAAUGACAGUGGGACAGGUGAAUAUUUCCUCCAGCUCCCUUUGCUACACCAGACUGUUCUCCAGUAUCCCACAAGUUGUGCUCUGGAAAAACACCUGGAACUGCACUUCUUUAAUAAAGUUAUUUAUUAUUUA